Molecule: messenger RNA, 2866 nt
Organism: Brassica napus (rape)
Lineage: Eukaryota; Viridiplantae; Streptophyta; Magnoliopsida; Brassicales; Brassicaceae
Exons: 3
Coding region: 524-1615 (363 amino acids)
Source: RefSeq, a predicted model, not a curated record
AGCACAUAUAUGCACGUGCCGAAAGUAACACUUGCGUUGGUGGUUGUUUGGACAAGACGGCAAGCGAAGGAUAGAGAUGAGUUCACGUGAUGCAUGAACUUCAUGGUGCAAUUAUAUUAACCAAAGUUAACUAAAAUCUUAUACAUAAAAUGAACAAAUUGUUUAGGGUUAAAAGGACACUGGUUGCAUGUUACAUGAAUUAUUGCAUGUAACAGAUUUUCUUACAAGAAAGUUAUUGUAGACUUAACUAGUGGUCCGUGGUGAAACGAAUACUGUAUAAAGAAAUAAAAACAGAGAGUGAAUUUCUCUAUAAUAUAUUAUAGAGAAAAUGAUGAAAAUAAAGCCUUCUUCCUGCAAGUUUCCAUAAGUAGAUUUAACCAAAAAGGAAAGUGGAAAGAAGAUUGGUAAAAUCGAUCUUGAGUGGCUCUCCUCUCUUUUAAUGGUGGAGAUUGGAGAAAAUAUUUAGUAGACUUUUUCUUUGUUAUUCAUCAAAAAAUUUGGUAAUUUUAUAAUUUUGCCAAAAAUGUCUCAGCUUCUCAUCCGUCUCUCCGCCAAGCUCUCUUCCCGGAACAACAAUGUUUGCAUCCACAAGUGCUUUCGUUUGUUCUCAACCGGCCCGUACUUGACACUUGGUACUAGGGUUCAAGAAGUUUUGCCGAGCGGCUGCAAAAUUGGAGAUGUUCUCUUGUUUGACCCGGCAAAAGAGCAGAUACUGACUCUCCAUGACAAAACAAUACCUAAAGAGCUCAAGGACGAAGAAAUGAUUGGAACUUCCCAUGGAUGGAGUUUUUUCUAUGACCGUCAUGAUCGUAUCGUACGUAUCAGCGACAUUUUCAGUCCUUUUGCAUCCAAAUCAAACCCCACCGUGAUUCCUCUGCCUCGGCUUACUGAUCUUCCCAGUGAACAAAUCGAACAAGUAUGUAACGUAGCAAUGUCGUCUUCCUCUCCUCUUGGUGAUGAAGACUGUGUAGUGGCUAUCAAGUUUUCAGGUGACCAGUUGAGUCUGUGCAGGCCCGGUCGUGACCUUGAGUGGACUAACAUCUUAACCCCUUUCCACUGCUGUGAAAACUCAAAUGUCAUGUAUUCAAAAAGAUACAAGAGAUUCUACUUAUCUGCUCCUGGAGGCAUUCACUUUUUCUCCUAUCAUCUAAAUGAAAACACUGAGCACCAUAAGUUGGUCUACCGCGACCAUCCAGAGCUGGAUCAGUCUGAGUGGAAGACUUUGAGUAUGUGUUCAAGGAGGGAAUACCUUGUGGAGUCAUCCUCUAGUGAUGAACGUUACCUAGUCAAAUGGUACGCUCAUGGCUCCUACUCAUCGGUGUUAAAUGGAAUUGAUUACCAAACAAAGAGGUUCAUGGUGUUUAGUGAGGAGGAGACGGCUGAAGGAAAAUUCAUGUGUUACACAGAAGAUAUUGGAGAAAUGUGCAUUUUCAUUGCAAGUAACGAGACUUUCUGUAUCCCGGCUAGCUCAUGCCCCGGUCUGAAACCUAGCACCAUCUAUUUUAUGGGACAUGGCUUUGGUUCUUAUGAUCUCACUACCGGAGACACACAUCAUUAUAAAGCUCCGGACGGUGUUAUCACCACCCCUUGCUGGCUUCCUCCAGUUUCUAUCUAGUCAUACUAUUGCUGUCGCUUUUAUUUUCUCUUAACCGGUUUGGACUGCUAAGAUUUAAGACAUUGUUUUUUUUCACGAUUCAGUUAGAUUUUUAAGUGAAACCAUCUUGCAACAAAUAUUGAAUCUAGGACGCUUAUCUGACAAUUCGUAUGAUUAUUUUUUUUUUUAAAUAUUUCUUCAUAUACCUAGGUGAAUAAAAUAGCUAAGUGUCAAGGCAGUUGCAAAAGGAGCUCGGUCUGGUGGUCGUUAAGCUUCAGACCAACCUCUUAUUGUAAACAUCCGGCUUUCAAGUUUGAAUGGUUCAUGAGACCUUCUUUGAUGUAAAAAAAAAUAUGUCAAGGCGGGUAUAAACUUUUUUUUGGGAAAUAUUUAUGUGUCUAUAAGCUCUCAUUUAUUUUAACAUUGAUUCUAUUAGUCUAAUGAUCGUAAUGUGACAUGUUAGCCAAAAUUAUAGAAAAAAUGACAAACUAAAUAACAGAGUAAAAAAAAGGAACAUCAUAGCAAAUCCAAAAGCAAACACACCAACCAAAGAACUAGACAGAACAUGGAGGAAUCCAGAAAGGGGAGAAAGGCAUCAUUUUGGGAAGUUCAAAACAAGUGACAGCUCCAUUAGCGAGCUCGCAGAUAGAUACGCAAUGAUCCAUCAUGUAGAUGGAGUUGGGCUUGAGACCAGGGCAGGAGCUUGCCACAACGCAAAAUGGAUCGUUCUUUGAAAGGAAGAUACAAAGAUCUCCAAUGUCCUGGGUGUAACACAUGUUUCUUGUUCCUUUUGCAGUGACUUGGUCCUCCUCUCUAAACACCAGCACCAUCACCAUCGGUGUAGGAGAUGGAUUGCAUCCCUCCACAAGGCCCAUCAAAUAACAGGCCGUAGCCCGACAAUUUCGGUUGAGUUUAGUCGGCUUAGCGGCUAAAGACGUUGGCUCGACCCUAGAGUACUUUAAGCCAAUCGGCUAAGAUGAUCAGUCGUACUCGGCUUAGACGAAAUAAUACCAAGGCCCGCAUACUCGGCCUUUAGUGACAGGGCCCAUAGGAUAAGUGCGAUUAGGGCAUCACGAACAGAGGCGCUAUAAGAGUGGAGGAGGAGGCAACGAGCAGAGGACUUUUGGACAACCUACACACUAAGCGGCUAGAUCUAGGGUUUCUAAACGAUCAUUCUGAUCUUGUUGCUUAGACCUCACAUCUUGUCUCCUUAUUUCCCAUCAAUCUUGUAACCCUUUGUCGGAUUCUAAUAAAAACGUCUUUAGUCACCCA